Messenger RNA from Cyphellophora europaea CBS 101466, 2322 nucleotides. RefSeq names its product aspartate-tRNA ligase. Gene Ontology annotation, cellular component: mitochondrion; cytoplasm. NCBI's taxonomy places the organism in Eukaryota, Fungi, Ascomycota, Eurotiomycetes, Chaetothyriales, Cyphellophoraceae. Gene Ontology annotation, molecular function: ATP binding; aspartate-tRNA ligase activity. The record is from RefSeq and is a predicted model, not a curated record. The transcript has a single exon. Gene Ontology annotation, biological process: aspartyl-tRNA aminoacylation. The coding region runs from base 1 to 2322 and encodes 773 amino acids.
AUGCAUCGACUCUGCGGUACCUGUGCUCGAAACUCAGGAGCCCGUGUUGAGUAUCUACGGCAUUCGUAUGCUGAGGUGUUCAGGUUCGUUCGCAGACGAUACUCGCAGACCUCCAUCAGCGCGAACCGAGAUACCAAUCGACCUUUCAGCACCUGUAUCCCUCAGCGCGACCCCACCUCGCCAUACAACGUACCUCUUGUACCGGAUGACACCAAUGCGCGGAAAUUGUUUGAGGACUUUAGCAAGCAGAGUUCCUUCGGGUGGACGAAACGAGGUUGGGGAGAGAUCGAACCCAAGGACAACAAAGUAUGGCGCCCUUUGCAAUCUGAAGACCCUCAAUGGGGCAUCUCACCCAUUACGCUGAGCGGUUUCAUAACCUCUCAAAGAUUCGCUGGCAAAAACCUGUGCUUCCUUAACCUCGUCGACCCGAGCCUCAAGGAGGCCGUGCAGCUUAUGGUCAAUAUUGAGAAAGGAAGCACGGCUGCCGUUUCAGAGCCGAAAGAGUUGCGCGCAUACACAUCGAUAGCCAACGAUAAUGAUGCAAGGAGCAAGAAAGAAACUAUAGGAAUUUCCCGCGAGUUGCUUGCCCAACUUCUGCCGCACACUCCCGUAGAAAUCAAGGGGAAGGUGAUAAACCGCCAGGCGCCACCGGAAGACUCAUCACUGGCUGAUAAGUAUGUUGGAAACGUACCACGGUAUCACACAACAAAGGAGAUAGAAGUCACAAGCGUGCGGCUGUUGGCAACAUUCCCUUCUGACUUGGUGGCUCAGCACGGCGUGAACUUCCCCCCAGAGCAGCGACAUUUGCAGUUUCGAACAAACGACAAACUUCGCCAGAACAUAUAUACAAGGGCAAGAGUCUUGGCCAAAGUGCGGAUGUGUCUGGCCCGGGCUGGAUUCAACGAAGUUGAGACACCUGUGCUGUUCAAAUCGACGCCUGAGGGUGCUCGGGAGUUUGUGGUCCCAACUCGUCAGAAGGGUUUUGCAUACGCUUUGCCUCAAAGCCCGCAGCAGUAUAAGCAGCUUCUCAUGGCUUCUGGAUUCCACAAAUAUUUCCAGAUAGCGAAAUGCUUCCGUGACGAGGAUCUCCGGACUGACCGUCAACCGGAAUUCACGCAGCUCGAUCUGGAGAUGUCGUUCUCCAGGCCCGAAUCUAUAAUAAGGCUUCUCGAGACACUGUUGACCAAGUGGCUACUGCCAGCCAUGGGACUGGGUCUCCCGGCCCCCCAAAUAAUGGAGUUUUCGAAAAAGGUGAUCUACGAGUAUCCGUCGUUUCCGCGGCUCAGAUAUCAACAAGCAAUGGCCAUCUACGGGAGCGAUAAACCUGCGCUACAGAUACCUGGCACCAUCUCGCGCAUCGAGCAGUUGCUACCUGCAGAUUCCAUUGGAAUGCUCACGUCACUGUCGGACCCGAUCGUGGAAAUGAUAGUCCUCCGCACCACAGAAGAAGAUGCAGAGGCAAGCCGGGAUUUCAUGAAGUCUUUCAUGGACUCGGACACAGCUCGAUCGUACCUCAGCAAUCCUGACGGGGCGCCUGGCGUGGCGGUGUUUGACCCAACAAAGCCAUUGAACGGCUUGGCAGCGUUUGGCCACGACGGCGCGGAAAAGAUCACUGAGCGGUUCCAGCCACAGUUCGGAGAUAUUCUGAUCACACAAGCUCGAGCAAAUGUGCCUUUCUCGGGUGGCUCGACUAUGCUGGGGAGCAUGCGGGUGGACGUAUCAAAGGCAGCCAUUGACAGUGGCCUGAUGGUAGCUCACGAGGGCUUAUACCCCCUGUGGGUGACAGAUUUCCCCUUGUUCUCUCCGCUAGGCGAGGGAGAUGUCGGACAAGGUGCGACCAACGGGCUCUGCUCAACGCACCACCCUUUUACCGCGCCCAAGCCGAAACUCGACAAUGUCUCCCUCCUUGCAAGCGACCCCAUGAGCGUCGUAGGAGACCACUUCGACCUUGUCAUCAACGGCGUUGAAGUGGGCGGUGGCUCCCGACGUAUCCACAAUGCCGAACUCCAAGAAUACGUCCUGCGCAACGUGCUCCAGCUGCCGAGCGAGCGUAUCGAGGACUUCAGGCACCUGUUGAAUGCGCUCAAAGAUGGCUGUCCACCGCACACGGGGUUUGCUAUUGGCCUCGACCGUCUGUUGGUGCUGUUGACUGGCAGUUCGACUGUACGUGAUGUUAUUGCCUUCCCCAAGAGUGGGCGUGGUGAAGACCGGUUCGUGGGAGCACCCUCACGAUUGACUCAAGAACAGCUCUCUACGUAUCAUUUGUCUCUUUCAGAUGAGCCAGCAGUAGAGGAGACGUUGAAAGUUUCGGAAAAGGCAUGA